This is a messenger RNA of Megalopta genalis, 1010 nucleotides long. It is a transcript of the gene ND-24, whose product is annotated as NADH dehydrogenase ubiquinone. NCBI's taxonomy places the organism in Eukaryota, Metazoa, Arthropoda, Insecta, Hymenoptera, Halictidae. The record is from RefSeq and is a predicted model, not a curated record. Gene Ontology annotation, molecular function: NADH dehydrogenase activity. Gene Ontology annotation, cellular component: respiratory chain complex I. Gene Ontology annotation, biological process: mitochondrial electron transport, NADH to ubiquinone.
GCCUAGAUUUCUUGUCCGUGUGAACGACACGCAUACAUACGAACAUAUGACAAUUUAUAGUUGUACAUAGACGCGUAAGAAAACAAAAAGACAUAAGUUUGGAGCAAUUUUCAUAGUAAAUAUACGAUUAUUGAAUAAUAAUGUUUGUCACUUCGCGUGUCAUUCGUGCUCUCAACAACUGUAAACAUGUUAGAGGGCUACACACUUCAACGAUUCGUACAUCAGAUCAACUCUUUGUUCAUAGAGAUAGUGAAGAGGACAAUCCAAAAAUACCAUUUGAAUUUAAUGAGGCAAAUAAAAAACGUAUUGAAGCCCUUCUGAAAAUAUACCCAGAAGGUCAUAAACGUGGUGCAAUGAUACCUCUGCUAGACUUAGCUCAACGCCAGCAUGGAUGGCUACCUAUUUCUGCUAUGCAUAAAGUAGCAGAAAUAUUGAAUCUACCUAAUAUGAGAGUAUAUGAAGUAGCUACAUUUUAUACUAUGUUUAAUAGAAGACCAAUGGGGAAAUAUCAUGUCCAGAUCUGUACAUGUACACCAUGUUGGUUACGAGAUUCUGAUUCUAUUGUAGAUGCUGUAACUAAAGCUACAAGUUGUAAAAUUGGAGAGAUGUCUGCAGAUAAACUGUUUACAAUAUCUGAGGUUGAAUGUCUUGGAGCAUGUGCUAAUGCACCAAUGUUUCAAGUUAAUGAUGACUAUUACGAGGACUUAACUCCAGAAAGUGCUACUGCUAUAAUAAAUGCAUUGAAAAAAGGUGAAAGACCACCACCAGGCCCACAAAUUUCAUCCAGAUUUGCCGCAGAUCCUGCAGGUGGAUUAACAUCGUUAACAUCACCACCACCAGAACCUGGUUUUGGCGUUAGAUCCGAUUUGUAAUUUUUUCCUUACAAAGUUAGUUUGUUGUAUAAUCUGUAAGUGAUAACAGAAUAAUUAAGUAUUUAAAUAGACCAUGUAGCAAUAAUUAAACAACUUGAAGUUUAAUUUAUUGCUCCUGAAGAAUAUUUUUUUAAUGUA